AUGGGCGAUGUCUCUGAUUCACUACCCAACGGCGCAGGAGUCGAAAAGGUCUCCAAUCCGGUUGUUGAAGUGACACUCUCCCCGUCCUCGCCCUGCACGGCCGGCGACGACAUUCCAUCGUCAUCGUCAUCGUCAUCGUCAUCGGCCUCGACCCAACCCUCCACGCCAAUCGCCGUCGGGCCCGCCGCAGCCUCCGAAACAGCGUCGCCGCUGAACCCGACCGAGCUCUUCCUCGACGCAACCCGAGGUUUCGACUCUCUGCUCAACAACCAACUCGGCGAAGGCAAACGCAUCUUCGAACGCUACCCCGACUCGGCCGCGCACAACGUCGGACAGGGUAUCGCCGUCUUCUUGCAAGCCGCGCUAGGGCAGGAAGAUCAGGCGCUCUAUGGCGCUCUCAAUGCGUUGAUGAAGGCCGAGACCUUGUCCACCAAGGAGGUCAAUGCCAAGAGGAGUGUCGGAGCUGGGGUAUAUGCUCCUGGUUUAGAGUACAAGGUACGUCCGGCGAGGUGGAAAAAAAUCGCGUUCGAUGUCCGCAAGUGGGGCGCAGUACCGACCGACCCCGCCGCUGCGGUCACGCUCGAGCACCUUCGCAGCAUGACCGGGACCAACACCAGGCUCACCUUCGCUUUCAUCACCCAACAGGCUCUCGUUUCGGAUGCGGUCAUGAGUCAGGCCCUGUGCCAUGUCCUGACCGAAUCUUAUGUGUCAGUCCUCCAGCGCCUCUCGGCCUGGACUGUGCACAGCAAUCUUGGUGUUUUCGGAAGGCUGACUGGAACCUUGUUUUGGAAUGUACAGAGAGUUCAUGAAGGCCAUAUACAAACUCAACCGAGCAUACAAAGGCUUCAAGUCCCUUUACACGGUGGGUCUGGUCUCGGAGGCCGGUGAGCGCGUGCAACUGAGCCAUACCUCGUUCUCGUCCAACUUCAGGUUGUCUUUCCCGACGGAGUCAGCGAAUCCGACUCGCUCGAGUAUAUCUUUACCAAGCUCAACUCCAACUACCUCGCCAAGACCCAAGGCGCACAAACCUCUUCAACUCCGGGGCGAUUGACCCCGAACGGAGCCUCGACUCCCACCUCGGCCACCACGCCGGCCUCUUCGACCUCUUCCUCUUCUUCUCUCUCCUUCUUUGGGUCUUGGGGACGAAAGAGAGCCGAUCCGAACGCAGCGGCCAUAGUGGAUGUCCCGUCCAACCUCUUACGGCACUCGUCCUCGGCCGUCACCUUACCCUCGCAAAUCUCCAAGCUCGGCAUCACCGAAGAGAAACCCAACAUCAAGAUCACCACCUCGACACCAGCGUCCAACUUGGCGAGUCGGAGUGCCAGUUUCGAGAACCUCAAGGGACAGAGGAUCGAGCAGGGCGUCGAUGGAUCUCACCCCGCCCCUCUGUGGAAGGACGAUCCGAUCACAUCCCUCGUCAUCGGUGGAGCUGCUUUCGGUUAUGGACUUUUCGGACUGAUGUGAGCUACAAGAUCAUCUUUCAUGAAGCUCGAUCGCUCUCCGAUCUAAUGCACUGCACUUUGCCUGCAGCUUCUCUCUGCUGCCGCCCAAGCUGCGAAAACUCAUCUCGUGGUUCGGCUUCGGCAACUCCAAUCGAUCGGCGGCGCUCAAACUGCUGACGGUCGCCGCCUCGACGGGCAACGACACCCAUGCUGCUUUCGCAUCCUUGACUUUGCUGACGUUCUAUUGUGUCGUGCUGCUAAGUGGGCCAUAUGAGACGAGCCGCAUCGGGACCAUCAGCUGACGUCGCACAUCUUCGAUUACCCACAGUGAGUGGAUGGCAGUCGGACGAGGAAUACCUACUCAGUCAAUGCGAGAUCGUACUGGAACGCGUUAUCGAGCGUUUCCCCGAAGGCACGUUGUGGAUCUUACAGCGGGCCAAGAUCGCUCGCAUGCGCCACGACGUCCACACCGCGAUCCAGGUCCUCGAGACGUCCCUGUCAAAAGGCUCGUCGUUCCGGGAAGCCGAUUCGUUGCUCCAGUUCGAAUUGGGGUGGUGCCUGCUCUCGGAUGGGCGGUUCGUAGCUACGGCUGAUUCGUUUGAAAGAAUGUGCGAGUUGAACAGCUGGAGUCAUUCGACCUACGUUGCGAUCGCUGCGGGUGCGUUGGUCGAUGAUCGAAGGCUGACGGGUGGAUCGGAGGAAAAGGACCAGAGGAUCGAAGCGGCAUUCAAAAGGCUCGAAGAUCUCUUGGUCGGUGGUAAGAGCAAGAGGAUGAUGGGUGAACCACCGACAACAGAGACGUUCCUCAAUCGGAGGCUCAACAGCUACAAGGCCAAGCAUGCACGCUGGAUCGAAGAAGGACGCUUGCCCAAGACGAGCAGUUACUGGGAAGCGGUGCGCAUGACUUCGGCGAUGGAGUUGGGCUUCGUUUGGGCGACGAUCGGGGGAAGAUCCCCUCCUGCGGCGAUCAAGGCGCAGAUCGACUACUUGGCUUCGUUGACGCCUUCGCCUGCUUUCGGACCGCAUGCCCAACAUCCCGCUUCGCCCUCUCCGCUGCGACGUUGCUCGACCUCGGAUGAUCUCGACACACUGGACGAGAUCGCGACGAGGUCCUUGCUUCUAGGUGCCUUGUAUCGCUCGCUCGACGACGGACCAUCACUCCAUAUCGCGCGCGAAUUUCUGCAGUCCAUCACCAAGCACAAGGAAGGGAUCAAGGAGGAGAAAUGGGUCCCUAGUUUCGCCCUGUUCGAGCUGGCCGUUGUAGAGUGCAAGGAAUGUGAGUUGGAGACGAGGAGGCUGGAGAAGGAGGGGGUGAAGAGGAAGGUCGUGGUGGGGAGGUGGAAGGAUGGGUUGGGCAAGGCGGAGAAGUUGAUUGAGAACCUGUUCGCGAGUGGAGAGUAUGAUUUGAAGAGUGAGUUUUGCGGGUUCUUUGCGAGUUGAAAAAGGGAUGCGGGACUUAUAGCUGAUAUGCCUGACUGUUGCUUUGUUCUAGGUCGUUUGGAGUCGAGGACGAUGCAGUUGAGAGACGAGAUUGCGGCCAAGAAGAAGAAGUUGGGGAUCUGA
Messenger RNA from Microbotryum saponariae, 3005 nucleotides. The record is from the annotation of a GenBank genome assembly. NCBI's taxonomy places the organism in Eukaryota, Fungi, Basidiomycota, Microbotryomycetes, Microbotryales, Microbotryaceae.